ACACACAUGCACACAGACUCUUAUCACACACACAUAUACGCACACGACAACUAGCUUUAAGUCAGACUGGUUUGCUCUGCAGUGGCUGAGAUCAGUACUUGCACAAUCCUCGGAGAGAGAAUGAAACCGUUAAGUAAAAGUGAAGAGUGGAGGCGGUGCUCAGCGUUUUUGCAGAUCAGGUGGAGAAUUCGCCUGUGAAUAAGAGAGCAGUUGUAGUGUGGAACAGACUGUGUGACACAGUCCAGGGCAGUGCUUUCUCUCUCACUGUCUGUUUAUUUAUCUGUCUGUCUGUCUGUCUGUCUCUGUGUGUGUGUGACCCUUCGUGUCAAUUUCGCUCCCAGUGCCCCGGGUGAUCUGUCAGCAUCUCUGAACACUAUUAUGAACAACGAGGUUUUCGCGUGUUUUACCUUUUACAGCACCCUUUUGGUGGUGAAAAUGUACAUCGUGGCUAUCAUCACAGGGCAGCUGAGACUCCGCAGAAAGGCUUUCACUAACCCAGAAGAUGCUCUGAGACACGGUGGGAAGCAGUAUUAUCGGGACGACCCUGAUGUGGAGCGAAGCCGCAGAGCCCACCGCAACGAUAUGGAGAACAUCUUUCCCUUCCUCUUCCUUGGUGCUGUCUACUCGCUGAUGGAACCCAAUCUGUUUGUUGCACGGAUUCACUUCCUGGUUUUCUUCGUGGGCCGGCUGGUGCACACUGUCGCCUACCUUUUACCUCUUAAAGCGCCAACACGAUCAAUAGCUUACAGCAUUGCACAGAUCCCUUGUGGGUCCAUUGCCCUUCAGAUUUUGUUCAAUGUAGCAACCAACUGGUAAAAGUCAGAGCCAACUCAUAUCACCACCACAACCGAUAGAGAUGCGGAUAAACAGAUGCCCAUGAUUGAUACACAGACUGGCAAUGCACAAUCAUCAUAAAAUGGUAUCUUCACAGACUUGCGAAAUGAAUGCAUCAUGCACAUGACACAGAUUGAGUCUUCUUCCGGAGUUGAAUGUUACGGGAGACGCUGUAAAUGAUUUAAUUUGAGCUUAAUUCAGCCUUUCGGUCACAAAAUAUACAGUCAAUUCACUUUACGGUAUAUUCUAUGAAGCGCUUUGAGUCAUCUCAAAGAUGUGAUAAGGUGGUAUAUCAAAUACAAGCAUUAUUUUUAUUAUUAUUUCAGUCUUAAGCUAUUGCUAGAAUAUUUAAUGUUUCUGGGAUCUAUAUAUAUAUAUAAAUAUAUUUCACAGAUCCUGUUAUUUUUAAUUGGGUUGUUGAAGCACUUUGCCACCUGCAUCAUGGAAAUGGUUGGAGACCUGAAUUCAAAACGACAUCUCUAUCAAUGGUUGAAAAGAAGGGAUGACUCCAACAAGUAAAAAAUAAAUAUUCCAGUGUGGAUGGUUCAAAUGUCAAACACCUGAAGUUUUAGUAAAAUCUACUUAGUGCAUUAUGGCGCUUUUCUAGCACCUUGGGACGUCCUCCCGACGUGAAAGGUGCUCUCUAAAUGUAAUUUGUUGUUGUUUUGAUGUUUUUUGAUAAGUUUUUAAAUGCUUAUGUACUUUGGACUCCUGUCAUUCCGAGUUGGCAAUUUAUACAAAGAAAUGAAGGACCAUUUACACUCUCACUCUCUGAAAUGCCUUUACUGCUCACUUAUGCAUUUUUAUGAACAUUGCGUGAGGGCUGGUUGUGGCCUGAAUAAUCAUCCAGUGCUCAGUCAAACCUCACCCCCGUGAAUAAUGUGUGAGGAAAUGGCGAGUGGGUGGGAACCACAUGAGUCAAUGGUAUCUGGAGAGGACAGGAAGAAAACCUGCCAGAUUUAACCAACCUGAAUGCAUUCCACAAAACGUGGAAGUUACUGCUUCAGUGUUAAAUUUCAUUAAGAAGGAAAAUCGACCAACCUGUUUCAAUAUGUUACAUAUUGACCCUUGUAAUCUUUCGCACAAGUUUUGUUUUUAUUGAAGUCUUAUUAAAAAAAACACAAGGAUACCAA
This is a messenger RNA of Callorhinchus milii (elephant shark), 1967 nucleotides long. RefSeq names its product prostaglandin E synthase (gene ptges). Gene Ontology annotation, cellular component: membrane. The transcript is spliced from 3 exons. Gene Ontology annotation, molecular function: prostaglandin-E synthase activity. Bases 379 to 816 code for a protein of 145 amino acids. Gene Ontology annotation, biological process: prostaglandin biosynthetic process. The record is from RefSeq and is a predicted model, not a curated record. Lineage: Eukaryota; Metazoa; Chordata; Chondrichthyes; Chimaeriformes; Callorhinchidae.